This is a messenger RNA of Myripristis murdjan (pinecone soldierfish), 1150 nucleotides long. Its product is annotated as transcription factor HES-1-like. Gene Ontology annotation, biological process: regulation of DNA-templated transcription. The transcript is spliced from 4 exons. The record is from RefSeq and is a predicted model, not a curated record. The coding region runs from base 176 to 931 and encodes 251 amino acids. Gene Ontology annotation, molecular function: protein dimerization activity; DNA binding. NCBI's taxonomy places the organism in Eukaryota, Metazoa, Chordata, Actinopteri, Holocentriformes, Holocentridae.
CUAAUUCACCUCUGACGUCUGCCUUUGUAAACACCUCCUCGGUUUUCAAGGAGAGAGCGGGACACACUGCCGGGGCUAACUUUCUUUUUUUGUUGUUGUUGUUUGCAACAUUUGCAUUCUUGGUAAACACUUGUCUGCUUCAGCUGGUCCACUGUUGCGAGCUGAAGAGCCGAAGAUGCCAGCGGGUACUUUAGAAAGAACAUCCCCAUCCUCCGUGGCCGCUACUCCUGCAAGUGGCAACACGACACCCGACAAACCGCGGACUCUGGCGGAGAACAGAAAGUCCUCUAAACCCAUCAUGGAAAAGAGGAGACGAGCGCGCAUCAACGAGAGCCUCGGCCAGCUGAAGACCCUCAUCCUGGACGCGCUGAAGAAAGACAGCUCCAGACACUCCAAACUAGAGAAGGCGGACAUCCUGGAGAUGACAGUGAAGCACCUCAGGAACUUGCAGCGACUUCAAAUGACCGCUGCUGUGAACACGGACCCGUCCAUCAUGGGUAAAUACAGAGCCGGGUUCAGUGAGUGUGUCUGCGAGGUCACCCGCUUUCUGUCCACCUGUGAGGGGGUGAACACUGAGGUGAGGACCCGUCUUCUCAGCCACCUGGCCGCCUGCGUGUCCCAGAUCAAUGCCGUCAACUUCUACGCCCCUCUCCCGGGGGUGCUUGGAUUCGGACAGAGCGGCACACAGACGCCGGGCGCUGCCUCUGCUCAGGUGCAUGGGGUGCCUUGCAAAAGUGGCUCAGCGAUGAACAUUCCCCCAGAAGCGGUGAAGCUGUAUGGCGGGUUCCAGGUUGUGCCAACGCCGGACGGACACUUCGCCUUCCUUAUUCCCAGCGCCACCCUCGCACCCCUGAGCUCACAGAGCAGCCAUCACAUGUCACCUGUUGUGCCUCCUCCAGUCACCUCAGACUCCAUGUGGAGACCGUGGUAGGGUCCCCCAUUUGGAAAAAAAAAAGGACAUUUACCCAAUGAGACAUAUUUUUGUAUAUUUUGUAAAUGAUUUUCAGAUGAUACUUGAGUGAAGUUUACACACAUUUACUUUUUUUGUUAUAUGGGCUUCUUUAGGAGCUAUUCCUGGCCUCUUUCUUUACUGUGUUGUUUUCUGGCAUUGCUAUGGCACAAUUUGUUUACAAAUUCCUUGAAAAGCUCU